Trypanosoma brucei brucei TREU927 is the source of this 522-nucleotide messenger RNA. RefSeq lists its product as hypothetical. The coding region runs from base 1 to 522 and encodes 173 amino acids. The record is from RefSeq and is a predicted model, not a curated record. The transcript has a single exon. Lineage: Eukaryota; Euglenozoa; Kinetoplastea; Trypanosomatida; Trypanosomatidae.
AUGGUGGUGUCUAUGCAGAGGUCUAGCGCUAAGAAGUCUUCACAGGGAAACACUGGUGUCUCAUCACCGCCACGAAAGCGCAUUAGCUUUAUGCAAAACAGAAAUACGGUACGCCUCGUCAAACCACCUCCCCGCUGCUUGAAUAGUGAAUAUUGGUUUACGGAGACUAUGUCAAUUGUGAAAAAGGGUGAUGCGUUCGAAAUUCGGCAGGGCAAUAUAUUUACGCUAGAAGUGGAGAAACGCAUGCAACUGACAAGUGUUGCAUCACGGUCACCCACGACCUCCAGUUCCUCAUCACACGAUGGAAGUGAUGGAAGGGUUUCGCUGCAGAUAAUGGCGGCCGACUUGUUUGGGUUGAGGAGUCCUUCUAAUAAGUGGCUCAGUAUUGCUUCUGUUAGGGAAGGGGAAGUUGAAAAGGUGCGAGUGAUUUUACCGGAGGGUAUCUAUAUGUUACGGUGCGUGGGAAGAAGGCCUGUGCAGGUGUUUGUGCUGAAUUGGUGCCUUAUUAGGCGGCUCGGGUAG